Magnusiomyces paraingens is the source of this 660-nucleotide messenger RNA. RefSeq lists its product as uncharacterized. Gene Ontology annotation, biological process: nucleotide metabolic process. Bases 1 to 660 code for a protein of 219 amino acids. Lineage: Eukaryota; Fungi; Ascomycota; Dipodascomycetes; Dipodascales; Dipodascaceae. The record is from RefSeq and is a predicted model, not a curated record. The transcript has a single exon. Gene Ontology annotation, molecular function: catalytic activity.
AUGUCAUCAUCAUCGCCACAUACUCAUUCAUUUGAUCCAGAUUGUCCUUUCUGCUCUCUCGCAAACCACUCCCCUCCUCUCACUCAAAACAACAUUGAUGUUCUUCCACCAAACGUCCUUCUAUCAACCCCACGCGUCCUUGCAUUUCUUGAUGUUCAACCUCUUACAACUUCUGCAGCUCACAUUCUUAUAACCCCACGAGCUCAUACCCCGACUUUACUACAGCUCUCAAGCCAAGACGCAAAAGCUUUAGGCGAAGCGCUACCAGCAGUCGCUCGAGCAGCUGCAAAGGCCCUUGGGUAUAAUGAUCAAGACUCUAACGAUUACAAUUCAAGCCCUGAUUUUAAUCUUAUCCAGAAUAACGGACCAGGUGCUGGUCAAACCGUCCCUCAUGUGCAUUUCCAUCUAGUAUUUCGUAAAAAAAAUUCUUCUUCUUCUUCAUCAUCUUCAUCUUCGCCAACCACAGGAUUUUCAUUAGACUCAGACCACACUGAAAAAAUUGCAAAAACAAUGCUCACAGAUUCAAAUAGAUUUGCUAAAACACCAGCCUUGCGAUGGUCUUAUGCGGCCCAAGUGUUUGGUCGUGGCCAACGCACAGACUUGGACGAUGAUUGGACUCAUCAUAUAGUCCCCCAACUUCGCAAACUUAUCAAAUUGUAA